UUCAGCCCGGGCCUGUUUGUUUACAAAUAUGGCGACUUGGAAGGAAUUUUUAAAACCACGAAGACAAAAAUCCGUAGAAAUCAUAUAUUAGGGUUAAUGUGACAGAUGCUUUAGACCAGAUUUACACGUUUUUGGAUAAUAAUGGAAGACCAGCAGAUAGAAUUUCUGAAAGAUCAAGUGCAAAGACUCAAUGCUGAAUUAGCUAAAUACAGACAUCAUGAAUUAAGGAGAGAAGAAGAGACUCCUCUUGAUCAGCCUGGCCCUCCUGCACCAUGGUUAACAGAAAAAAGUGUUUUGUCACCGCUUAUAGCAGAAUAUGAUCAACAGUUUCAGGAACUGGAGCAAGAUAGAGACAUUCUGAAGGAAGAACUAUCUCGUCUAAAACCUGAACUAGACAGAGUUGUUUCCGAGAACAACAAACUUGUUCAACAGUUAAGGGAGUCCAUAGAGAAGCAGCUAGGAACUGUGGAUAAUGAGUUCUCUCCUGCUAAUGACCAGGAACAGGUCUUCCAGAACCUCCAAAUGCAGGCAGAAAGUGCUUUACAGGAAAAAGAUGCAGCUUUAGAAAGAUGGCAAGAAGCUGACCAAGAAAUAGAUCGUCUUCAGCAUGAGCUACAGAAUGAAAAGGACAGUCAUCAGUGGAGAGUUGUAGAACAACAAGCCCACCAGAUGCAGUCAGAAUAUUUUGAAACAGUGUCUGUUUUGAACAAAGAAAUUGAUGCCUUGCAGAAUGAUCUUAGGUCCACACGAGAACAACUGGAUGUGGCCAACAUGGAGGCCAGAGAUCUGAAAAGAUCCAACAAGGAUCUGGAGCAGCAACUCAUCUGGAAGGAUCAAGAAGUUGCAGAUGUCAUCUUUAAGGAAGGAAUGUCUGAUUCCAGAGUUGGAGAACUGAAGAAAAUAAUGGACGAGACUUCACACAAAUUAUCAUCAGCAUUAAAAGAAUUGGAUGAUGUGAAAGGAGAAAAGGUUGCAUUAGAAGCACGAGUUUCCGAGUUAAAGAAACGAGGGGAUGAAUUAGAAAAGAAAGAGUUUGAUUAUGUGGCCCAAGUCAGAGAUGCAGUACAAAUGGUAGAAAAUUCUGUGCUGGAAAAGGAUCAGGCAGAAAUGGAGGUGAAACAAAAGGAGGAAGAAAUAGAAAAAUUACAGGAUGCUCUGAAUAAGUUGAUAAAUGAUGCUGGUGUCAGAACAAGGCAAGAGGUGGAUAGUGUCAGAAAACAGUGUAAUGAAAGAAUUUCUAAACUGACAGUGGAACUUCAUACCAUGGAAAUGGACAAUGCUGAAAAAGAGGAGCAAAUAAAGCGGGCACUUCGUGACAAACGUAAUGUAGAGGCAGAGCUAGAGAAGAUUCUAAAAGAGGGUCAUGCACAAGCAGUAAAGGACAAGGGUUCUUAUGAAGACAUUAACAGGAGGGCUAUACAGGCAGAGAGAAUGAGAGAUGAACUGUUGGUCAAAGUGGAUAAUCUGACAAGUGCACUGAAGAGAGAGGAGAUGAAUCAAGAACAACUUAAAUCUAAAUCAGAAAAAGAGCUGAUGGAAAUGAAAAAAAGAAAAAUCACCAUGGACACUGAAUUUGAGCAUUUAAAUGAAGAGAGGAUAAAAUUACAGAGUGAUGUUGAUGAAAUGAAGAAAAGGGUAGUGUUAGCUGAGAAAGAGAAAGAGGGAGCUCAAAGAAAGUACCAGAAAGAGAUGGCCUUCCUGGAAAAUGACAUUCAGCAGAAGAUACAGGAUUACGAGGUGAGACUGCAGUGUUCUGACGACGCCAGCAGGAAAACUAUCGCAGAACUCAGGAACCUCUUACAAGGACAACAGAGAAUGAGUGCAAGAUGGAAAGAGGAAUGCCAGUCUAUUACGGAAAAGUUUGAAUGCAAGAUAAAUGAUAUGAGAUCUGAGGUCAGUCAUCUGAAAAAGAGAAAUGAUGAGCUUACAUCUCUUCUUCGAGAAAGCCAGGCCAAGACUCUGGAGGCUGAGAGGAUGAUCACAGAUUAUGCUAAAAACAUCUACAGGAUAGAGGAGAGAAUGAGGGAGUCUGAAGCCAGAGCAGCUGAAACUUCCAAACAGUUAGCAAGACAAUCUGUUAGAGAGAGACAAAUGGCCAAUGAGAAAAGAAGCUUAAUGCAAGAGUUACAAAGAAGCACCAUGGAGAAUUCUUUCAGGAACCCCGAUGCUUUACUGGUUAGUGAACUUGCCUCAAGUCAGCACUCUGUGAAGUCUGUCAAUGGUACACGGGUCAAAGCUGACAUACAGGAUGUGAUAACUGACCGAUGACAAACUCCAAUCUGACUGCCAUUAAACUGACCAUGCCAACCUGUGAUAAACAGUGCCAACUGACACCCGAUGCCGUAUUAGAACCACUCACUUUACUUUGUAAGGUGGAAAUCUAUUGGAUAGUAUUUAAUACUGACAUUAAAGGUGAAAUGGUUCUCAGUGAUAUAGAUUUGUGAUUCCAUCCAGUACUGCCCAGUAUGUUUUUACAAUAGGGUAUACACUUAAUAACUAUAUUUGUUAUCUUCAUAUACUCAUAUCAUGUAUUUUAGGCAUUAUUACAUGCAAUAUUACCAUA
Ostrea edulis (European flat oyster) is the source of this 2563-nucleotide messenger RNA. RefSeq names its product sodium channel and clathrin linker 1-like. The transcript has 22 exons. Gene Ontology annotation, biological process: cilium assembly; clustering of voltage-gated sodium channels; centrosome cycle. Lineage: Eukaryota; Metazoa; Mollusca; Bivalvia; Ostreida; Ostreidae. The coding region runs from base 142 to 2268 and encodes 708 amino acids. The record is from RefSeq and is a predicted model, not a curated record. Gene Ontology annotation, cellular component: centrosome; centriole.